AUGGCAAACAACGGCCCAUCUAUCAAGAGUGAGCCUGGUGCUCCAGGCUCCGAGGCGUGGGAUGAGGAACGUCUCGAACAGGCUCUAGACGAGCUCAAGCUCUUGCAUGUCAAGCCAAGCCCCCAAAUUACAUUCCAAGCGUAUAUGGAGUCGGUGGCUGCGGCCAAGAAGGAAGUGCAAGACUUUCAGGACAUGAGGAAGAGCGAGAAAAUAACGAACAUUAUGGAACAUGCUACACAACGCCGUAAAGAGGAGCCCAAUGGCAUCAAGGCAUGGCGUACGACAGACCAUCCUAACUGGACAACUACAGACUCAUAG
Colletotrichum fioriniae is the source of this 318-nucleotide messenger RNA. RefSeq lists its product as uncharacterized. The record is from RefSeq and is a predicted model, not a curated record. NCBI's taxonomy places the organism in Eukaryota, Fungi, Ascomycota, Sordariomycetes, Glomerellales, Glomerellaceae.